Molecule: messenger RNA, 2908 nt
Organism: Schistosoma haematobium
Lineage: Eukaryota; Metazoa; Platyhelminthes; Trematoda; Strigeidida; Schistosomatidae
Exons: 3
Coding region: 561-980 (139 amino acids)
Biological process (GO): negative regulation of DNA-templated transcription
Cellular component (GO): nucleus
Molecular function (GO): metal ion binding; RNA binding
Source: RefSeq, a predicted model, not a curated record
CCAAUGUCGAAAACUUAAUGCUAUUUAUUUUGGGGAUUUAUUUACCGCUACACUUAGUUUAGCCAUAGCCUAAAUCAAUCAGUAAAUGACAGAAUUAGACACGCGGUAUUAAAACUAUUAUGAUAAUUAAUUAUUAUACGUUUGUUUUGCUUGAGUUUCUACGACGACGCAUUCUAAAGGUCGUUUUUACAUCCUAUAUGAAGUUCAUACCAACAUUCAGUCUAAAUCAUAACUCUCUCAGCUACCAAACUAUGCACUUGCACAGCUGCAAAAACCGAUAAUUAACGGGAAAUUAGUGUGGGAAUCAUGGAUGUAGUAACAAAGAUGUCUGUAAUAAAUUGUAGAUUUCUCACCAUGCAUCCCUUCACAUGUUUCUGUCUUCUUUUAGAUCCGUCAUUAUGUCAUACGUGGAGGCACUAUUGUAGCAUAUACGAAUACAAGCAAACAAACUGGAAAGUAUUAAAAUAUAUUAUAUUUGAAGAUGCGGGCAUUUCAACAGCAGGGUCAGUCACAUGCAGGAAAACAUAUCUGUCCAUUUUACCUAAAGAAUCGUUGCAUAUAUGGCGAUCGAUGCAUUAAUUCACACUGUUUACCAGAAAACAAGUCGUUCCAGACUUCAAACCAAUUCAUCUCAUACCUAUCGCAGAGAUUUGAAGGAAGCCAUUGACUCAAAAUAUUCAAACAGUCAGUCAAAUAAUCUCACCAGAUGCCUAACUAACAUUGAUACUAAUAUUGUCAGUAAAACCAAUAAUAAACCAAUAUCACCUGGUUUAACAGGUUUUUCAUUCCGUCAGACUGAAAAAGUAAUCAAAAUGCAGUCAUCUCAAUAUCGUGAAUGGGGAUAUGAAGCUUCGGAAAUUUAUAGCUCCUAUGACCAGCUGAGUGAAAAAGAGCUAUCUAUAUAUCGUUCAGCUGGGAAUUUUGUUCCUGGUACAAUUCCUUUAUCUUCACCGUCAGAAAAUCUAUGUACAUUUUCUUAAAAAUGAACUGUUUUAUUCUUGUAUCAUAUGUCUAAAAUAAUUCUGUACCAAUUCAUCUACUUCUUGAUUCUAAACUAUGGCCCAAGAUUUUCGUGUACCAGGGCUUUCACAUAAUCUACACAUCCAUAACGUAUUUUCGAAAUCCGACCUAAAUAAGGAUAAGCUAUGAUUUGAUAACAAAUGAUCGAAUAUGGCCUAUUCCAACAAGUGUAGACUACCUGACGAGUCCGCAUGAUUGUCGUAGCCAGUAUUUAGAGACUUUAAAUGAGAUGACUCAAAAUCGUUUGUAAUGGCACAGGUUCAUCCAUUCUUUGUUUUGCUCUAUAUUCUGAGCUUAUAAAUUUCACAUAACCUUUUUAUAUUUUCAUUUCACUAAUGUAUAUUUCCUUGAAUCGUAUCUUCGAUGCCUAAUCUUUUUUAUUACCGUUAAUACUACAGCUAUCUCUACUGUUCUAGGAUUUGUCCUGACAGUUUCAUUUCUCUGUCCUAAUGGAGUAUGGUAGCUUGAACUGAUGUGCAUACAUGACAGGUUUUACGUUGGGACUGACUUGCUAAUUCAGACAGAUCAACAUGAACAAAAAAUUUAGCAUAAAUUCAUGCUGGUCGGUAUUGCUGACUUUGAUUUCUAACCAUAUGCAAGCUUUUAUAUUAAUGUUUGUGCCGACAGUGACAGGGGAAAUACUUUCUAGCGUCCUUCCACAUGGUUCGUAAUUACUUACUCCUGUUACCUCUCAUGGAAGAGCAUAGGCCGCCCACCAGCACUCUCCAUCCAACCUUGUCCUCGGCAAUCCUUUCCAGUUGCUAUUCAUUUUUUUGAUGUCUGCUUCCAAUUCCCGACGUAGUGUGUUCUUCGGCCUCUUUCUUUUUCGUUUUGCUUCAGGACUCCAAGUUAGGGCUUGUCUCGUGAUGCAGUUUGGUGAUUUCCGUAAUGUAUGUCCUAUCCACUUCCAACGUUUUUCUCUAAUUUUCUCUUCAUCUGAAAGCUGGUUUUUCCUCUCCCACAGUAGGCUGUUGCUGAUGGUAUCCGGUCAACCGAUAUUGAGUAUCUUGCGUAGACAACUGCUUACAAAUAAUUAUACCUUUUUGAUGAUGGUUGUAGUAGUUCUCCGCCUGUAGCUCUUCUAGAGUUACUGCCGGUCUCAAGCCCGGGUAAAGGAGGAGGGCUGGGCAUCGGGUCGGCAACCCCAUCCCAAAGAAGAAAAUCUUGCUGAAAAACGCCACACAAAUUACACAAACUAAACCAUUUAAACUCUGCCUUGAGAGUUGCAGGAAGAAUUAUGACGCCCCACGAUGAAAGAUGAGAUUCUUCUGAAGUCAUGAGGUCGAUGCCUCUUCUAACAACCAGAGCAACAAUUUUUAUAGGUAAAUGGUUCCUAAAUAGUUUAGUCUAUUUGUAGUGUCGCUUCACAGCAUGGAAGAUCUGUGAGAAUAGCAGUAAAAGUCUUACAGCAAGUUUAAAUGACUAAUAGACAAACAAGUACAUCACUCUAAAGCCUCACAGAAAGUUGCACCGGUCCAAGUUGCUAUAUCUCGGAAUGACAUAACAAAAGGAAAGGUAUAUGAUGAGAUUGUAGCAAAAUAACCUGCCAUUUGAGCACAAUAUAGGAUUUCAAUUCGUAUUGCGUGAAAACUUCACUAAGUAUUUUAAACAUAUUUAUUUAGUCUUUUACAAUUAACCACAUCCAAUAUAUGCUGAUCUUUAACACGAUAGUUUUGAGUCACUGAUAUUCUGUAUCUAAACUAAUUGAUCUUCAAACCAGUAUUAUUUACAUAUGAAAUAACUUUUACCUGGUCGAUUUUAUGUCGUAUAAGUGAUUUAUUCAUGAAAUAGUGAAAAAUAAUACGGUAUUCGUUCAUCGUAAUUUUGCAGUCACUUCAUGUUUCUACGUUUAGUUGAUAAGUAUGUAUUAUAAUUCAUUUAUUUCCAC